Colletotrichum graminicola M1.001 is the source of this 1122-nucleotide messenger RNA. RefSeq lists its product as uncharacterized. Gene Ontology annotation, biological process: protein phosphorylation. Gene Ontology annotation, cellular component: cytoplasm; nucleus. Lineage: Eukaryota; Fungi; Ascomycota; Sordariomycetes; Glomerellales; Glomerellaceae. The transcript is spliced from 3 exons. Bases 1 to 1122 code for a protein of 373 amino acids. The record is from RefSeq and is a predicted model, not a curated record. Gene Ontology annotation, molecular function: cyclin-dependent protein serine/threonine kinase activity; ATP binding.
AUGGCUGACAAUGACUGGAGGUUGCAAUUAUCAGCCUUAGACCGGUACGAGAACAUACAGAAGAUAAAAGCGGUGCUAGAAGCCGCCGGCUCAGAAGCCAAAGCCACUUCACAGUCCCAUGCAUUCUCGGUCGAGGACCAGGCCUACAAAGAUUCAAAAUCCAGGGCCCAAUAUGACGAAAUCUGUCAGUUGGUUGCUUCCGCAAACCUGACUCCUCAAGAUGCACCAGCUCCUGGCGGCGACCACGGCGACGAUGUUGGUGUCACCAUUGGCCCGUAUACGAGCUGCGUCCCAUUCGCCACUGGCCUCACCUCGGAGGUUUACAGAUGCAAAGACCGGGCCUUGAAAGUGAUCGUGGAGACGCACAACAUUGAGCCUCACAACCCUCACCGGGAGGCCAAGAUCCUAGCAACUCUGAAGCGGCCAUGCAUCAACCUGUUGGAAACAUUCAGAGACCAGGAGCAAAGACUCGUCCUGGUGUUCCCUUACAAGCCUCUUACCCUCGCUGAUUUAAUUGACAAAGGCACUCCCCCGCUAGCCCGCGUCAAGCAUAUAUUCAAGGACAUACUCACCGCCCUUAAGGACAUUCACAGCGAAGGCAUCAUUCACAGGGACGUGAAACCAGAAGCCAUCCUCCUCGACGGCCUAGAUGGACCAGCCUAUCUUUCCGACUUCGGAACCGCCUGGCACCCAGCCAUGUCAGUUGUUUCCGAGCCGCCCGACGGCAAGAUUCUUGACAUCGGGACCGGCCCCUAUCGCGCUCCGGAGGCCCUGUUCGGUGACAAAGCCUACGGCCCUGCUGUUGAUAUGUGGGCCGUCGGUUGUAUGCUGGCCGAAUGUUGCCGCAGCCCUCCAAAACCAUUGUUUGAGUCGAGGCCGGCGCACGAGGACGGCAACCAAUUGGGCCUCAUCUUGAGCAUCUUCAAAACUUUGGGCACUCCGACGCGGGAGACGUGGCCCGAAGCCGCGAGUUUCAAGACGCCGCCCUUCGACAUGUAUCGCAUGAUUGAUGGCAAUUCAUGGGAAGAGAUUCUGCCAGAUGUCGAUGUUCAAGUUCGAGGCCUGGUAUCAAGCUUGGUUCGUUUCGACUCAAAGAGGGCGACUGCUGCACAGGUGAAUUGA